Messenger RNA from Notolabrus celidotus (New Zealand spotty), 5844 nucleotides. RefSeq names its product protocadherin-10-like. Gene Ontology annotation, biological process: homophilic cell-cell adhesion. The record is from RefSeq and is a predicted model, not a curated record. Bases 1080 to 4196 code for a protein of 1038 amino acids. Lineage: Eukaryota; Metazoa; Chordata; Actinopteri; Labriformes; Labridae. Gene Ontology annotation, molecular function: calcium ion binding. Gene Ontology annotation, cellular component: plasma membrane. The transcript is spliced from 5 exons.
GCUCUUUACAUGGUGGUCUUUGCUGUGAGUAUCCUUUACUACACCCUGACUCAUCCAUUGAUAUCAGAGAAGAGCUUUAUUACCAAACUGUUGAAAUUAUUGCGUCAAGGGCAAACUCGGGCUGGAUGUGGUUCUAUAUUCAGCGAAGUGGGAGCCAUUUGUCACAGUUCAAAAAAAGGAACCUGAUCAUAAUAAAAGUCGUUUUUCUGUGAAAUAUCUUAGAAAUAACACCUCAGUUGCAGCUACAAAGCCCACAGAACGCUAAUGCUAACUUUCACAAACAAUUAUUAUACUAUUUUCUUUUAAUUCACUGGAUGUGUAUUGCAUUUAAUUUCCCUGCUACAACUAAGGUAGGGCCAGUAUGAGAGAGGGGAGGAGAGGAGCGCAGUGGCACUUAACUGGUUUUGUUAUGAGGGCCCGGUGUGUGCUCUGGCUGGCGUUGCAGAGCCCCAAUCAGGUGCCAUUACACCCGGUGUUUGAGAACACCAUUGGCUGGUGGGGAAAGGAGCUGUGCGCAAAACCAACCCCGCUGCUCCCACUCGCCUUUCAGAAGCCGAGCUGAGAACAUCAUCCGCUUUGAGCGCUUAGGCGCAGUGAUUACAUCCUAUCAGAGAGAGAUAGAGAGAAAGUCCUGUUUUUCGCCAGUCUUUAAUCAGGAGUUGAAUUUGUUAAGGUUUCGGCGCUGCGCAUGGUGUAGUUUUCCUUUUUUUUCUUCACUGCUCGUGUGGAAUAUGUAUGUGUUAGACCUGAAGUAAAGAAGAGGCACAGAGAGUGUCGGCUAUGCGUCCUGGCUCCAGCCUGCAAUGUUUGCGCUGACGCCAAAACUCACAGACCGGUGCUGAAUUGAUUAAAACAGCGAAGCUCGGAUCAAAUGGCUGUGCUUCUCACAGCUGAAACGACGCAAUGUUCCACUGACCCGAGGCAAAGGAGAAUAAUUUCACAAUCGGACAGCCCUGUUGCUGUUUGUUUUACUGCCUUUUUGUGGACAGAGGAAAUUGGAAAUGCUCAUUGCUUGUAAGAAAAAGGAAUAACACUUUUUUGGUUUUGUCUUUAAGUGCACUUUGUUAAAGGGUGAAAAGAUGAUUUGGUUUAUAUUCCUGCUCUCCAUCCUGAAUGGAGCUGCCUCUCAGCUGCAUUACUCUGUGCCAGAGGAACAGGAGACUGGCUCUGUGGUUGGGAAUAUUGCAGAGGAUUUGGGUCUGGACAUCACCAAACUUUCCGCUCGCCGCUUUCAGACGGUGCCUAGUUCGAGAACACCUUAUCUGGAGGUGAACUUAGAGAAUGGUGCGCUAGUGGUGAAGGAGAAAAUUGACCGGGAAGAAAUCUGUAAGCAGACCAUCCCGUGCCUCUUACACCUGGAGGUGUUUCUGGAGAAUCCACUGGAGCUCUUUCGCGUAGAGAUUGAGGUGAUGGAUAUCAACGACAAUCCGCCAAGCUUUCCCGAGACAGACAUUUCCGUGGAAAUAUCGGAGAGCGCAAUCCCCGGGACCCGUUUCCCGGUGGAAAAUGCCUUCGAUCCUGACGUGGGCACAAAUGCGCUCAGCACAUAUGCCAUAACGAACAAUAACUAUUUUUACCUAGACGUGCAGACACAGAGUGACGGGAACAAGUUCGCAGAGCUGGUGUUGGAAAAGUCGCUGGAUCGAGAGCAGCAGGCGGUGCAUCGCUACGUGCUGACGGCUGUGGACGGGGGCAUCCCACAGCGGACCGGGACGGCUCUUCUGGUCGUUAAAGUUCUGGACUCUAAUGAUAACGCGCCCACUUUUGACCAGUCUGUGUACUCUGUCAACCUGCGGGAAAACUCUCCUGUUGGCACUUUGGUCAUACAGCUAAACGCCACUGAUGUUGACGAGGGACAAAACGGGGAAGUCGUUUAUUCUUUCAGUAGUCAUAACACCCCGCGGAUAAAGGACUUAUUUAAUAUUGAUGCAAGAACAGGUAGGAUAGAGGUCGCAGGUGAGGUGGACUUUGAAGAGAGUAACACGCAUCAGAUUUAUGUACAGGCUAAAGAUCUAGGGGCCAAUGCGGUCCCCGCUCAUUGCAAAGUGCUGGUCAAACUCAUAGACGUGAACGACAACACACCAGAAAUCGGUUUCAGCACUGUGACUGAAUCCGUGAGCGAGCAGGACGCACCGGGCACCGUGAUUGCACUUUUCAGCGUCUCAGACCGGGACUCAGGUGAGAAUGGACACAUGAGCUGUGAGAUAUUAGGAGAUGUUCCUUUCAAGCUGAAGUCAUCUUUUAAAAACUAUUACACCAUUGUAACGGACGGACCGUUGGACAGAGAGAACACAGAUUCUUACACUAUCACUGUGGUGGCCAAAGAUAAGGGUACGCCUUCCCUCGCUACCAGCAAGUCCAUUAAAGUGCAUGUCUCCGACGAGAACGACAAUGCGCCCCGUUUUACGCAGGCUGUUUACGAUGUGUAUGUGACUGAGAAUAAUGUGCCUGGUGCUUUCAUUCACGCCGUGAGUGCUUUGGACCCUGAUAUAGGACAGAACGCUCUCAUAACUUACUCCAUAUUGGAGUGUGACAUACAAGGCAUGUCUGUUGACACCUAUGUGUCCAUAAAUCAGGACACGGGCUACCUUUACGCGCUGCGCUCUUUUGACUAUGAGCAGCUGAAAGAGUUCAGCUUCAUGGUCCAAGCUAAAGACUCCGGUGCGGCUGAGCUCUUCUCUAAUGCCACAGUAAAUGUAAUCAUCGUUGACCAAAAUGACAACGCUCCCACUGUAAUAGCCCCCAUCGGGAAAAAUGGCACAGCCAAAGAACACCUGCCGCGCUCUGCGGAGCCCGGCUACCUUGUGACGCGCAUUGUGGCCAUGGAUGCUGAUGAUGGUGAGAACGCACGGCUGUCCUACAGUAUCCUUCGAGGCAACGAGAUGGGGAUGUUCCGCAUGGACUGGAGGACAGGGGAGCUGAGGACAGCCCGCAGGAUCUCUCCAAAGCGGGACCCGCAGGGCUACUACGACCUGCUGAUUGAAGUGAGGGACCACGGUCAGCCCCCUCUUUCCUCAUCGGCUAGUGUGAGUGUAAUAUUAGUGGACAGUGUGGUCGAAGGCCGCAGCGGGGAUCGUGGGUCGGCCUCCAGGGCAAAGGAGACCUCCCUUGACCUCACCCUUAUUCUCAUCAUCGCCUUGGGCUCUGUGUCCUUCAUAUUCCUCCUAGCUAUGAUCGUGCUGGCCGUGCGCUGCCAAAAGGACAAGAAGCUAAACCUGUACACGUGCCUUCUGGCCGGUGACUGUUGCCUGUGCUGCGGCUCCUGCUGUAGCAGAGGGGCUCGAGGCCGGAAACAGAAGAAGCUGAGCAAAUCUGACAUAAUGUUAGUUCAAAGCACUAACGUGACGUCAGGGGUCGGCCCUGUGGGGCAGGUGCCCGUGGAGGAGUCUGGUGUGGGCAGCGUGGGAGGGGGUUUUGGCUCCCACCAUCACCAAAACCAGAACUCCUACUGCUACCAGGUGUGUCUGACACCGGAGUCCGCCAAAACGGAUCUCAUGUUCCUCAAACCAUGCAGCCCCUCUCGCAGCACUGACACGGAUCACACUAACCCCUGCGGCGCCAUAGUCACAGGUUAUAGUGACCAACAACCGGACAUCAUAUCCAAUGGCAGCAUUCUGUCUAAUGAGACAAAACACCAACGCGCAGAACUCAGCUACCUGGUGGACAGACCCAGACGUGUCAACAGUUCAGCAUUCCAAGAGGCGGAUAUAGUCAGCUCCAAAGACAGUGGUCAUGGCGACAGCGAACAAGGUGACAGUGAUCACGAUGCCACUAACCGGGGUCAUUCGGCUGGUGCUGACCUUUUCUCAAACUGCACGGAGGAGUGCAAGGCUCUGGGUCAUUCUGACCGCUGCUGGAUGCCAUCCUUUGUGCCAUCCGAUGGGCGCCAGGGUCCGGACUACCGCAGUAACCUGCACGUACCCGGCAUGGACGCCACACUGCCCGACACUGAGGUACCCUCCUCCGUCAACCUUUCUGACCAACUCACCAUGACCGCGUCCACCGUCUCGACCACCGAUAGGUCAUUCUCCACCUUUGGCAAGGACGGUCAAAGGUCACAGUCACACCACAGCCUUCACCAUCACCUUCAUCAGCAACAGCAGCAGUACAGCUCCAGCACGCUAGAGAGGAAAGAGUAUGAUAGGGGGACCCUACCGUACAAACCCACCUUUCUCUCCCGCAAAAGGAUUUGCUAGCUCUUUCCACGUGGACCUGUCGGAGACAGCGUGAAUUUCUGUACUAGACCACCAACACUGAUAGACAGCGAAUUAAAACGUAACAAGCAGCAACCUGGACACAGCAACCUUGGUUAAGCUUCAUUAUCUGGUGUGGUGAGCUGUAACAAAGCCUUGGCAGUGGUUGCCAGGGGAGGAGAGAAAACAUAAAUACUGAGUAGCUGUAAACCUCUAGAUAUUCGAGGAGCAAUCCAAGGCCUUAUUCCUCUCAGCAGGACUGAGAUCAGGGCCACAGCACUUGACAUGUGGAAAUUAUUAAGUCAUCAGCAGAAGUGAGGAACUGAAACAAACAGGAAUACAAAACAAGAAGAGGAGGGACCGAUUUACAAAGAGAUUCUUUUUUUGGGGGGUGGGGUUGAACAUUUUGGAGUUAACCUCUAGAAAUCUGUGUGUGCCUGUUUACAUGAAGAAAAAAACUAAUGUUUCUGUACAAACUUCAACCAAUGUUACACGGAACCCUUUAGCUACAGUAUUUCUAUGGUCACCACUAAGCCAACUGUACAGAGACUCAUAGAAGAGGGGACUGAGUGGGAGACAGAGGAUUAGACAAAGAGAGAGAGACAGUGCAGGUCUUGUACAGGUGUAAAAUGACAUUAAAAAAGAAGUGGAAGGGGACAAGCAGAGAUAAUGUGCAGUACUAUAAAUUCCGUAACUCCGUUUCUUUUUUUUUUUUUUUUACUUGACUGUCUUUAUAAUACUUAUUUUUUGUUUCAGUUAUUCUUUCUGUGUUGUUAAAGUGUGCAGACUUUGACAUGUUCCAACUUAUCGUGACAGACAGGAAUAUGAGGUCCUCAAGACAGGUUCAGUCCUUUUUCAAGUUUAGCCACUUCAGGAAGGAGAUUUUGACAAACACUGUGUGGAAAAAAAGAAAGCUUAAAUAAAACCAAUGUUGCGUUUUUACAAUAAAGUAUCACAAAUGUGAAUUUUUCUCAUUUUUAAACUAGUGACUAUCACUUUCUAAGUUCCUUCCUGAGCUGACUGCAGAGAAAGUGAAAUGACCCUUUACUAGGAUGUAGUUCUCGCCAUUGGCCUAUACAUAAACAAUCAGACACACUCAGUGGUUUUAUCAUGUGUGCAAAGUGUUUACUGUGCUAUUUUAAAAGCGUUUAAAGCGUUUAAAUAUAAAUCUAUAUAUAACUAUAUAUAUCAAUAUAUAUAUAUAUAAUAUACUUUUUUUCUGAAAACUGUGUAAUCAUUGAUUAGUUUCUACACCUCGUUAUGUCAUACAAACUAAUAAUACCAAGUGCUACAAUAUCAAGACAUUGUUAAAUGAGGAGGAGCUGAGUCAUCAGAAAAACAAGCAACACACCAAGGAUUAAGUUGAUGUUCUUAUUUGAUUGUUACUUUUCACUGUUUACAGAUGCUGGGCCUUGUUGUGUGUAGCAAAGACACCAGUUGCGUUGUUUUGUUUUUUUGGCCUUUUGUGUAUUAUUAAAAGCAGAAAAUGUGUUCAUGUACAGGAAGGAGGACUAUCACAACUGAGCUAGCUAUCAAAGGUUAUACAAUCAUACAAGAGAGGACUAAACACAGAUAAUUAUGGACAUAAUCAGGCAGUACAUGGUGAGGCACUAACUGUUGCACACAUGCGCACUCACACACACAGGUCAAG